This is a messenger RNA of Apis florea (little honeybee), 1001 nucleotides long. RefSeq names its product no mechanoreceptor potential C (gene nompC). NCBI's taxonomy places the organism in Eukaryota, Metazoa, Arthropoda, Insecta, Hymenoptera, Apidae. Gene Ontology annotation, biological process: regulation of cytosolic calcium ion concentration; calcium ion transmembrane transport. Gene Ontology annotation, molecular function: inositol 1,4,5 trisphosphate binding; protein binding; store-operated calcium channel activity. The record is from RefSeq and is a predicted model, not a curated record. Gene Ontology annotation, cellular component: plasma membrane; cation channel complex.
UUUGAAAGAAGUUGCUCCUUCGCCUCGGAAAAACAUAAAAAAGUUCGACCAAUUAUUACCAAAUUUUAUAGAUUUCAUCGAGUGCGAUGAUGCAUAAAUAUUCUCAUCGCGUUGAAAAUAGUGGUGAAAAUAGUUUUUAUGCGGAAAUAUUUAUUUUAGAUAACAUUUCGUAAUUAGAUUCGUAACAUUUGAAGGUUAACUUUUUAUUCGCGAGAUGAUAAUGAAAAAGUUAUCGUUUUGGAAUUUACUCAAGAUGAAUCCCGUAUUGGCCGUUGAGUUAUUGUUCUUCGCCAUCUUCGGUCAGACGACCCACGAACAAUUCAAGGUUGAAAAAACGCAGCCCGGAUGGACCAAAGUUCUCUUCAAACUCGCCUUCGGUAUUUAUAUGCUGGUUUCGGUGGUUGUGCUGAUUAAUCUUCUAAUUGCCAUGAUGAGUGGCACUUACCAAAGGAUACAAGCUCAGUCCGACAUCGAAUGGAAAUACGGAUUGAGUAAGCUCGUUAGAAAUAUGCACAGGACAAAUACGGCGCCAUCACCAUUGAAUCUUCUUACCACCUGGAUGACAUAUUUGUUCAAACACUGCAAAAAACGCGCUGCGAAAAAACAACGACCUUCUCUUGUCCGCUUGAUGGAGUUACAAAGAACUGAUGCUCUUUCUCCACGCUCCAAAAUGGGCAUCAAAUGGUUAUCCAAAGUAAAAAAGACUCAAGUGGCUCAUAAAGAAAGUAUUGCCUUAUCAGUUGUUCAUUUAAGUCCUCUUGGCAGUCAAUUAUCGUUUAGUAAUGCUGUCAGAAUCGAUAACGUUGUCGAUUGGGAAGCGGUUCGACGAAAAUAUCGAGAUCUUUAUGGUGAAAAGAUCGAAAAACAUACCGAAGAAUCGAAAGAUAUUAUCGAACACGACCCUCUACCGGCUGUUUUGGAAAGUUCAUUGGCCGGUGUUCCUAUUGGAAACCAAGUUGUAUCUACUUCUGUUUCUUGAAUCGAUUAUUUUUCACAAUCGA